Megachile rotundata (alfalfa leafcutting bee) is the source of this 10236-nucleotide messenger RNA. RefSeq names its product Protein tyrosine phosphatase Meg2 (gene Ptpmeg2). Gene Ontology annotation, biological process: protein dephosphorylation. The record is from RefSeq and is a predicted model, not a curated record. NCBI's taxonomy places the organism in Eukaryota, Metazoa, Arthropoda, Insecta, Hymenoptera, Megachilidae. Gene Ontology annotation, molecular function: protein tyrosine phosphatase activity.
UGGUGCGUUGUGGCACAUUUACGCGGCUAGAGAUGCCGACAAAAUUCGCGACCUGUUAAACGCUGUCGCGCUGGAACGUGGAGCUCGUUUGGAACCGCAUCACGACCCGAUUCACGAUCAGAGCUGCUAUCUCGAUGGACCUCUGCGGGAACGAUUGUAUCGCGAAUACGGCGUCGAAGGAUACGCCAUCGUACAGUGUCUGGGAGACGCUGUAUUCGUGCCAGCCGGUGCUCCGCAUCAGGUUCGAAAUCUUCACAACUGUAUCAAAGUAGCCGAGGAUUUUGUAUCUCCGGAGAACGUAUCCCACUGCUUCCAUCUGACCCAAGAAUUCCGAGCGUUAUCGGACACGCACACCAAUCACGAGGACAAAUUACAAAUCAAGAACAUAAUUUAUCACGCUGUAAAGGAUUCCUUGACGGUUCUGUCAAACAUCAAGGACGAGACUCUUGCCAAACUGAAGACCAAUAACGAGAUAAAGAAGGAAGAGACGUAGCCCUAGGCCCCCUGUCGCGGUCGCAAGAACCGUUGAUGAUCAUUGUUCGAUUAAAAAUCUCGCCGUCUACAGGCGAGUGAAAAACCUGUUGCCGCCCUUCGUUCGCUCUCCCGAAUGAUGAACCGGCUAAUCGGACCGGGACGAAUGGAGGAUUUUAAUCUAGGAUGCUCGGAAACCUGUACCGAGGUGCAAGAAUUUGUUGUGAUAUUUGACGAGUAACUCAAAAGUUUGAUUUUUCGGUAUUGGCUGAGCCAAUGGAGAUUAUUCGUUGUUUCAUUUGAAUAUUUCCUUUUUUUGUUCGAUAUAUACAUAUUGUUUCCUUUAUCGAGCAACGUGCUGCUGGCGGACAUGAAGUCCGCGAGUCUUUUUUUUCUACUUUUUUUUUUCUCUUCGAUCGAGAAAUACGAUGGAGUCGUCGGUGCCAUCGCGAACGCACCACGUCCAUUACCAUUGUGAUACCAGAAGGGAGGACUUUGGAUCAUACGUUAUCUGUAAUUACUUAUAUCGUGCCUGUAUUCAGUACAUACUGUCUAUAUUAUAUAAAUGUAGAUAAUGGAUUACCGUGUAACGAAUUCUUACUAGCAACUACGAGAGGAUUGUCUAGAGGUACCUUUGUGCAAUUAGAUGUCGAUUUAAAUUGUUAGCUGGAUCAGUGAUAAUUGUCGAUCCGCGUUACGUGCUCUCGUGAUCUGGUGCUUUUGAUCUAUAGAGCAAAGAGAAAGAGACGAGCAAACAAACAAAUCCGACUUUGCCAAAUGGCCGAUAUAUAUUUCUUUUAUCAGAUUCUUGUGUUCAGCGCGACAAAGGACACGAGAGGAUAACACUGCCUGUUUGUUCGCGGCGUCGGUCCGGUGAAACGGAUCGAACGACUUGAUUUUUACGCGUCUAGUUCGUUGUAAUAUAUAAUUGCAAUUCAGCUUUCUCGAGAGUAUAUUUCCGUUCGUCUUUUUCCUUCGAAACAUGUAUCGGCUAUUAGCGAGCAAAGUCUGUUCGAAGGUUCGUAUGAUCGUGUCGUUUUAAAAUGAAGGCAUCGGAACAGAAAGAGAAUACGAAUAAAGCAAUGAGAAAGGCUAAAUGAAAUCUUUCGACGUUAUUACAUCUGCAUAUUGUACGGGAUGCAAGAUCGAUUUGAGAAUAGACUUUAUCGAAUUUAAUGUUUUUUAUGAUAGAUUGAAUUGACGUUGUGGCCCAGUGAUGAUGACCCAGUAAUAAGGGCGAAAAGAAAACGAGAAAACAAAAAAAAAAAAAUGAAACAAAGUAAAAUGAAAAUCCUGUUAUUUUUGUCAAAUCACGCAAAACCGUCUAUCCGAUAGAGCAGCGAUAUUCUAAUUGUAUUGUAAUUAAUAAUUAAUAACUAUGGUAACAUUAUUUAACGCGAAGUAAAGCUGUAAUUGACUUUCGAAGUGCCAAUGUUGUUUCAAACGACGUGGAACACCCUCGCGUGUUGUUCGCGCGUUGCGUUCCGUACGGCGUAAGAGUAAGUAGACGCGAGGAAAAAUGAUUAAUGAAAAGAGGAAACGGAGAGCAGAUCGGUCGUGCAGAAUUCACGGAUCAGAUGAGAGGGUAAUGGAGAGAGAGGUCGAGUUCCUAUCAUUCAACUUUUCUCGCAAUCAAACAGAACCGUUGCUAAUCGCGAUGCGUUGCGCGACGCCCGCGUCCGGAUCUCCUCGAAACUCGCGGCCGGCCUCGAUCGCCUUUGUAUUUUCACGAUUUACGUUUGUUACUCUCGCUAGUUGGCCAACCGGUGCCAGUUGCCUCAGAGUUCGCGAUUUCGAUCAAAGUUUCCGAUGAAAAGAAGAAGAGAGGAAGGCAACGACUUUCGAGGACAAUGGACACGCGUACACACCCACAGACACAUAGAAACACGCGCGCGUACACAUACGUAGUUUAGCGUCUCGCUCCGUUCGCGCACUUAUCGAUCGUCGGACGGUGUUCUCUACGGCUGGUAUCUCGAGACCGAUCCGUGUACGGGUGAAAAGAAAAAAAAAUGAAGAAAACAAAUCUUUCAUUGGAAUCCUGGAAACCGCAAUUUCUUUGAUCUCAACGUUCGUCUAGCAUACAACGACUUGAUUAAAAUAAAUAUUUAACGAGUAAAUUUUUUAAAUAUCUUAUUAGAUAAGAAGUAAGGUUUAACGCUACGGAAAUUAUUAAGGCAGUAAACAAAAUGGCAAAAAAAGAGGAAGUACCCUUAUUAUUCACACGAACGACACGCGUUGAAUAAUCGAUGAUUAACGGAACGAUGUAUAUAAAAUUAUAUAGAAGAAAAAAAUACAGAAAAACCGCGCAUACUCUGUGUGUAUUAUUGCUGCAGACGAAGCUAUUAUUAUUUGUUCUCCCGCUAAACGUGUAUGUAAAUAACAUUAUUAUACAUAUAUAAAUACGAUGAAGCUUAGGUUUAUAAGGGACAACACACGCUCCACGAACAUGGACAAAAAAAAUACACUUUACACUUGCGUAGGUAGAUAGUUUAUUAUACCAUUAUUAAUUAUUAUUAAUUAUUAUUAAUAAUUAUUAUUACUACGAUUUAAUUAUUACGAGAAAUACCGAUAUUUAAAUGUUGCUGAAUACGCGGCGAGAAAAAGCACGAUUAAACGAGCGUGUCUAACUGUAUAAAUGAAAGCGUUUCGAAAGAUUGCUUGUCGCGUGUUACGUGUUGCGUGUGUAUUUGCGUGAGCGCACGGUGUGUGUAUGUUGUUUUUUUCUGAGCGAAAAUGCCGAAAAUCCGCAAGGAUGAGCGUGAGAACAAGGGGCCGUGUAUUGGGGGCGGAGUGGAAUGGAUGAGACAAUUGUACAGCCCUUAAACUCCUAUGAACGAAAAAUAUCCACCCCCAUAAAGUCCCGCACUACCCCACCACCAGCCGCCCCCAGUCAUAGCAAUUAUGAACCGCGGGCCGGCAGGUCUGAGUAUAAUUUUUUGUACUGUGUAAAUGUAAGAACAUACGUUUGAAUAAGAAAAAUGUUUAUAUUACAAAAAAGAUAUUGUGCUUCAUUCGUGACCUAUCCCAUAAAGCUUCUUAUCGGUACGUUUCCCGCUGUGCGUGCGCUAUUUUCAAUUAUUAUACUUGUUGCUUCCAGACGAAACGUUAACUUGUUGCUCGUUGGCAAAGAUUCAACGACUUUUCUCGUGUGAUACUUUCGCUAAGACGAGAGAUCGUAACAUCUCCAACCUACAUACGCUACACUCGUUCCAAUUAAUGAACACGAUUAUCCUUAGAAGGCAGUAAUUUAGUCAAAACGAACCUCGUCGAUAUCUCUCCUAAGUGUUCCAUUAGUUCGCUUCGAUUAACCAUGCCCUCGAAAGUAACUCAACGUGAAUUUUAAAAUUGUAGCAAUUCCGAUCCCGAUAUUCGAACGCAUUGAAACACGUACCGAUACGUGCCUAGAUUAAUGCACUCUGCUUUUGAUUUCAAAACCUACCCCGUUUCCGGCAUUUAAUUCGCGCGAAAUCCCAUAAGACCCGAGGAUUCGCGCAGCCUUUAGACGGUUAUACUCGGUCAAUGAUAGCAUAUCCGGCGUGAAAAGGACAGACGAGCGAUAAACUAUGGUACAAAUCUGUAGCUAACGUGUAUAAUGUAUAGCGUACAAUGUAUAGUAUGGUCAAAGUGUCGCUUACACAGUCACGCUCCCAAGAUGGCGCUCAACCUGCGGAGAGAAAGACGAUCGAGCGUCCGCACGAGUCAGAACGGGUCUGCUAUAGCCGUGUUGAGCGUCGGACAAUGAACGAGUGCCGGAUCGAUCUACUUGUUUUCGACGUGAUUCGGAUAAGUCAAUCGUAGGGAUCGUGUGGUGUGCUAGGUGGUCGAACAAAAUGUGUGAUCAUAGACAGAGGAUGGUUAGGCUAGAAUCGGAAAUAAGUACGUAUCAGUGCUGAUUCUUCGGUUAUGUCAGUGUGUUAAGUCAAAAUGGCAGCCACGUUAACUGUCGAGCAAGAGCAGGCCACAAAAGAAUUUAUAGAAGCUGUUAACAAGUGUAGGGCUGGCAGAAGAGCUGGUCCAGUAUCGUGGAGUACAGCAGUGAAAUUUCUGACAGCAAGGAAAUUUGAAGUAGCAAGAGCAUUAGCUCUGUAUGAACAGCACGAAGCAACCAGAAGAAGAGAAGGUCUGGCACUUUUAUAUCCGACUCAGGAACCUUUGCUCAGUGAAUUACGCACAGGAAAGUUCACAGUUUUACCUUCAAGGGAUGCUACAGGGGCAGCCAUAGCUAUUUUUACAGCGCAUUUGCAUCUUCCACAGAAUACAACACAUCAAACAACUCUACAGGGUGUUGUGUAUCAAUUGGAUGCAGCUCUAGAAAGUGUAGACACUCAAAAACAUGGUCUAGUUUUCAUUUAUGACAUGUCGGACAGCAAAUAUCAAAAUUUCGACUAUGAUCUUUCUCAAAAAAUUCUCACUCUCCUGAAGGGUGGUUACCCGGCAAAAUUGAAGAAAGUUCUGAUAGUGACUGCUCCGUUAUGGUUCAAGGCGCCGUUUAAAAUCCUUCGAUUAUUCGUUCGUGAAAAAUUGAGGGACAGAGUAUUCACCGUAUCCAUUCCUCAAUUAACGUUACAUAUCCCACGAGAAUCAUUACCGCAUCGUUUGGGUGGCACGUUGGAGGUACAGCAUGAGGCAUGGCUGCUCCACUGUCUUAAAUCCAUGACAAACAGGGGCGGGGGUGAACUUUGCGAGGUUACCCCCAGAGUGGGUACUCCUCUUUCGCCCACAUCGAAGAAUCAUACCGUUCAUCAGAAUCCGAAUGGAACAACAGUUAGUAGCUCGACUAGUCCUAUAAUCGAUAAGAGUAAAGCGAAAAAUGGUAUCUCGAAUAUCGGGGAUAUCGAGAUCACGAAUGGUGAUGUCUGGAUGGGAACCGACGAAGCACCAUCUCCAGUUCAGCCUCCGUCCUCGGCUAGUUCGGGUUUUAGCGACGACGACAGCCUUCAUGGUGAUCUUGGUCUCCAAGCUGUCACCAUGGAGCAACUUAUCGAGGAGAUCCAUUCGAGAGGACGCGCAGGGCUCAUAGCAGAGUAUGCGGAAAUUAGGCAAAGACCUCCCGAAGGUUCCUUCAAUAACGCGAAAUUGAGGUCUAAUCAACCGAAGAAUCGGUACACCGACGUACUUUGCUACGACCACAGUAGAGUGUGCCUGUCGCAAGUAGACGGAGACGCCACGUCCGAUUAUAUAAAUGCUAAUUUUGUUGAUGGUUAUAAACAGAAGAAUGCGUUUAUUAGCACUCAGGGUCCUCUUCCGAAAACUUGCGGUGAUUUCUGGAGGAUGAUUUGGGAACAGCAAACGCUCGUCGUUGUUAUGACUACUAGAGUGGUAGAACGGGGACGCACGAAAUGUGCACAGUAUUGGGGUCCGGAACCGGGUGACGAGGUACAAGCGGGUGGUUUCACAGUAACUACUCUCGAAGUCGAUACCAAUCCCGAUUAUACGAUAUCCAUGCUCCUCCUUACAAACAACAAGACUGAUGAGGCAAGAGAGGUUUGCCAUAUGCUAUACACGGCGUGGCCGGAUUACGGUGUUCCACAGUCGGCCAGAGCUCUGUUACAAUUUCUAGCCUUAGUAAGACAACAACAAAAUAAGUUACUAGCGAGCAGAGGCGAUACAUGGGCUGGACAUCCGCGAGGACCUCCAAUAGUGGUACAUUGUAGCGCCGGCAUAGGAAGGACAGGAACGUUUUGUACGUUAGAUAUUUGCAUAUCGCGGCUAGAGGACACCGGGACCGUAGACAUUCGUGGGACGGUGGAAAAAAUUAGAGCACAGAGGGCCUACAGUAUUCAAAUGCCAGAUCAGUACGUGUUUUGUCAUCGAGCUUUGGCAGAGUACGCGCUUUCAAGAGGGAUGCUUAGUUCACAACAUCUUGCUAUGUUACCUCCGACCAUAGAAGAAGAUUCUGAUUAGAGUAUUAAACUCUAUUAUCAUGUACCAGAUUGAUGUUCUUCCCAAGUAUGCAUAAUAGUCUCCUCGCAUAGCCUGUUUCUAGCUUAAAUAACUGAAAGUUAUUUUUUGCUAUCAUCUCCAUCGAUGUAACAUUUCAGGUUUCUAUUCUUCUGUUACGCUAUACGUUUAGGGAAUAUCUAAGGAAGAAGAACUAGUUUUUUCAAGGCCAAAUCCGCGGACAGAAAUUCGAUGUUUCUGUUCCUCGAUAUAUAUUUUGUUUCGCGAAGAAAUUCGAUGCUAAAAGAACGAUGCCGAAUGAAAAGGGCGUCGUCUAGAUCUUCUAUUUUAACCCUCUCAUAUGUAAAUUUUAUUGUACAUUCUGAAAAGUAACUACAUGUUAUUUAAAACGCGUAAACUAUAAAUCGCCUUACUUUAUAAACAUUCCAUUUAAAAACAAAUACUAUGUCAAUUAAAUUAAUAUAUAUAUGUAUGUAUGUAUGUAUGUAUACAAGUGCGAAUUAUCCUAUGUCAUAGAUUUAAAAGAUUUUUCUUGUAUUCUAUGUUACGCGUACAAGGGGUGAAGUUACGAAGCUUAACGUUCCGAUCGUUGAAUACAAUUUUAUUAAAGCAAAGUGAACUUUUAAAGUAAUCGUUUGAAGAACAUUAUUUGUUACAUUACUACCGUAGAAUAUAGUCUCUGUUGUUUGUACUAUUUUGUUUUCUUAAUCCUAUGCUUAAUUUAUUGCGUUACGCUGAAUAUUUAUUUUAUCGCUGUUCUAAUUUUGAUAAAAUCUUGUUUUAAUUGAACUCGCACCGAACGGCUUUAGAGGAAGCAAAACGCUGAACCGUUACUCCGCGAUAGGUCUUUCAUGCUUUGAACGUUUGUCUCGAAUUUAAAUUACUAAGUACAAACUCGUAAGAAUAUAUUGUUAUAGAAUCUUUAUAUGAGAGGGUUAAAUUGCUGACUUUAUCGAAUUUGAAAACCUAUAAAUAAAUCUAACAGAUUUAAUGAAAUAUGAGAAGUCAGGAACUAUGAAAAGUGUGAUUGAACAACGGAUCAGUCACGGAUAUCUAAGGUUCUGCGAAUAUAACACGUGACAACGGCAUCAGUCAUGCAAAACACUAAAGUAACCUACAAUUGUAUUGAACAGGCAUUUUUGGGUAACCAAAGAUUAUCUUCUAAUCAUCACAUUGCAAUUAAAUUGGCUGACGCAUCGCAUCCCUCGCAGGGAUUUUCAAUCAGGGAUCAUCGUAUAGAUUAAAAAUUACUUCCAAUUCGAUUAAGCAUUAAAUUAGAAAGAUUCUAACGGAGUUAAAGUUUUAAACGGAAGAACUUCCUAGUUGACCUCGAAAAUCAAACGUGCUUCGUUACGGCGAAGAUAGUUUCCCAUUUUUCAAUUUUAGCAAAGAGACAUUUGCAAAUUUAUGCUCUUCCAUGAAAGCCUUCGUGUACUAUAUGAAAAUAAGAGAAGGAACGAUUGUAAUUUAUAAUUUAGACGUCGUAGAAAGCUAACGAUCCUUUUAAACUCUAAAGCAAUUGCGUUGAUAACGUAUUUGGGGUAUCGUGGGAUGUGUAUUUUUUUUUGUUUCAUACGAUUCAGUUCGACACAAGAUUUCUUUGCGCGGAACAAUUACUUUUUGAUGUCCAAUCGGUGUCGUUGAACCCGUGUCUAAAUUGUCCGAUUUCUGAUCAUCGCUGUCUAAACGUCUAUUUGUUAAAUAUACAUAAAUAUAUAUAUUAAAUAGUUACAAAGAAAUAGUAAUACUAAAUUGUUGUUGCGAAAACGAUGUUGUGUAUUUCGUGCGUCGUCAAUGUAUAAUCGCGAAUCUUGACACCUUACCAUUCAAAUAAUUGGAACAUGUCGAAAUUUUCAAAGGUUUCUUGCAAUUGACACAUCUGUUUUUAUUGUAUUCAAUAUGUUAUGAAUUAUUAAUGAUCAGAGACAACAGUUCAUGUAAUAACCGAUGUCAGAAAGUUUAUUAAUGAAUUUCCGGCUGGUAAGGUGUUAGCGGAGACAUUUCGAAUGAAUUAUCGCGAUGUCUGAUAUGUGAUAGCCGUUAGAAUUUCCUCGGCUCGAUUUCCGUAAUGUUCGUAUGAACGCUGCCAUGAUAGCGUGAAGUUUUAAUUACGAUUUAAUUGCGUUCGUAAUCCUAAGAUUUACCGUUCGACUUAAUUUAAUAACCGCUUCGUUUGCCAUAACGCGUUACACGAUGCCAAGAAAUUCAUUGGAAGAAGGAUCUGUUUAAAGUAGAGAGAAGCUUUCGCCCCCUUCUCCCUUAAGAAGAAAAAUGAGAAAAAAGAAGAAAAAAACACCCUACGCGCGUGUAUUUUGUGUACAGUCUUGUAAUAUUACGCGCAGAAUUUAGCGUUUCACUUUUGAUCAAAGUCUAUCGAUAGCGAACUGUUUUUGUUAGAAGUAUCUUCGAAUUUUAUAUAACUGAAAGCACUGCUGUACUAAAUGCUUAGUCAGAUUUGAAAUAACUUUGAAAAUUCUCAAUGUAUGCACGUUCCUCCUACUCUUGGGUUACCUUUAUAAAGGGCAUGUUAUCGGUACGAUCAUGUUUAUUACUAUUCAUAUUACUAUUAUAAUUAUUAUUAUUAUCGGCAUUGACAUCAGUAUCAUUAUCAUCACCGUCAUCGCAAUUAUUAUAUUUCUCAUCGUAUUAUUAUAUUAUAUGUCUCUAACAUUUGUAAUUAGUCCACAAUGCCCUUUUAUAUUAUCUAUAUAUUUAUUAAAAAAAAGUUAUCUUCAAGUAUUCAUACGAUGUAUAUAUACGCACAUACUGUCACGAGAUUUUAAAGUUUACUUGAACCUCCAUGUUCUCAGGGCUUCGAAGAGAGUUGCAUCUAAUUACUAACUGCACUUCUUUCUCGGGAAAGUUAAAUAUAACUUUUCGUUUUCAUUUGAGAAAUAGCAUAGUCUGCGAAUACGGAGGUUUUACCGCGGUUCUUUAAAUUCUCUUUAACCCGUUAACUGUCAUGUGGGUCAUUGGUGACCGGGGUUUUAAGUACAUUGAUUACCGCAGAAACAACUACGCAGUAAUGAGGACCCCAUGACACUGAACGCGUUAAAGCGUAAGAAAAAUCCAAUUCGACGUUUUCGUAGUUUCUCUCUUUCUCCCCGAUUGUCUUUGAAAAAAUUCUCUUUGAUUAAGCGUGAAUGUAACGUGUGAUUUUAUAGCAAUUUGUGUGUGUCUAUUUCAUAAUAUUCUCAGGCGUGUAUCGGUACACGGAGAAAAAUGCGUAAACGAAGAAAAGAAAAGAAACCACCGGAAUAGGUACCAAAGUUUUUGUAAGACAUUCGAUCGAACGAAAAACGUGUACUACUCUAGACUCAUUUAGCAUAAUUUCCCCUGCGCGUUACUGAGAGCGAUAGUAACCGAUUUAACAGUAUUACAUUAUUCACGAUUUUACAUUCGCAAAGUUUUCCCGUGUAGAAGAAACUCAAGGUUUUUUUCCCUUCCGUAAGCUUUAAGCUAUUUCGAGUAUCGUCAUCGCUGACUAAAUACAGAAAAAGAAAAUAUCUCAUCGAUGUUACGCGUCUCUUCGAGCGACUAGAUCAGUUAAUGAAAUAUACCUAAAAGUCGUUUACUUUUUAUAUGACGAGAGAAAGAAAGAACAAGAGGUAGACGUGGAAAUCAUAAGAAGAAAAUAAUAUCAAAAUAUAAUAUUUUCUGGGUAAAUGAAAGGCACGCGAUCAUCGUCGUUUAGUUGAUCGACUAUAACACUGGAUAGCAAAACGUACUGAGAUAUUACAAAGAACAGAUUUAAAUUAAGAUGGAAGGAAAAAAAUUGUACAUAAGAGUGACGUGACUUUAAAAUGACUACCGCACAUAAAUGUAUCUAAUAAUUAUUUAAUAUAUUGCAGAUAUAAAUGGCAA